GAUUCAACAAACAUACUCCUCUGAUGAAUCUGACGAAGAAUUCGACCAACCUAAAAUGGCUGAUGUCAAACCAGGUGUGCCUUUGGUUCCAUUGGCUGCCAAACCAGAAGACAAAGGUGCUAAGGCUGUAGAACCGAUUUCGAAACCAGAUGACAAACACGAAUCUCCACUAGACGUAACGAAGCCUAUUCAACAAACGUACUCUUCUGAUGAAUCUGACGAGGAAUUCGACCAACCUAAAAUGGCUGAUGUCAAACCAGGUAUGCCCUUGGUUCCAUUGGCUGCCAAAUCAGAAGACAAAGGUACUAAGGUUGUAGGACCGAUUUCGAAACCAGACGACAAACCCAAAUCUCUACUUGACAUAACGAAGCCUAUUCAACAAACGUAUUCUUCUAAUGAAUCUGACGAAGAAUUCGACCAACCUAAAAUGGCUGAUGUCAAACCAGGUGUGCCCUUGGUUCCAUUGGCUGCCAAAUCAGAAGACAAAGGUACUAAGGUUGUAGGACCGAUUUCGAAACCAGACGACAAACCCAAAUCUCUACUUGACAUAACGAAGCCUAUUCAACAAACGUAUUCUUCUAAUGAAUCUGACGAAGAAUUCGACCAACCUAAAAUGGCUGAUGUCAAACCAGGUGUGCCCUUGGUUCCAUUGGCUGUAAAACCAGAAAACAAAGGUGCUAGGGCUGUAGAACCGAUUUCGAAACCAGACGACAAACCCAAAUCUCUACUUGUCAUAACGAAGCAUAUUCCACGAACGUACUCUUCUGAUGAAUCUGACGAAGAAUUCGACCAACCUAAAAUGGCUGAUGUCAAACCAGGUGUGCCCUUGGUUCCAUUGGCUGUAAAACCAGAAAACAAAGGUGCUAGGGCUGUAGAACCGAUUUCGAAACCAGACGACAAACCCAAAUCUCUACUUGUCAUAACGAAGCAUAUUCCACGAACGUACUCUUCUGAUGAAUCUGACGAAGAAUUCGACCAACCUAAAAUGGCUGGUGUCAAACCAGGUGUACCCUUGGUUCCAUUGGCUGCCAAACCAGAAGACAAAGGUGCUAAGCCAUUAGAACCGAUUUCGAAACCAGACGACAAACUCAGAUCUCUACUUGAAGUAACGAAGCCUGUACCACAAAUGUACUCUUCUGAUGAAUCUGACGACGAAUUCGACAAACCUAAAAUGGUUGAUGUCAAACCAGGUGUGCCCUUGGAUCCAUUGGCUGCCAAAUCAGAAAACAAAGGUACUAAGGCUGUAGAACCGAUUUCGAAACCAGACGACAAACCCAAAUCUCUACUUGCCAUAACGAAGCCUAUUCAACAAACAUACUCUUCUGAUGAAUCUGACGAUGAAUUCGACAAACCUAAAAUUACUGAUGACAAACAAAUUGUGCCCUUGAUUCCAUCGGCUUCCAAAACAGUUGAGAACGGUAGAAAGCCUGUAGAACCCAUUUCGAAACCAGACGACAAACCGAAAUCUCCACAUGACGUAAUAAAGCCUAUUCCGCAAAAAUACUCUUCUGAGGAGUUUGACGAAGAAUUCGACAAAGAAGCUGUGCCUCUACUAUCAUCGGUCGCAAAGUCAGAAGAAAAGCUUAUUCCAGACGAAAUUGAUGAUACGGCUAAACCUUUUGAUUUUACCGGCGAUGACACUAUAUUGGCCGAAGAGCAAGAUGUAAGUUCAGCUUAUGUUUCUGGCGUUUCUAGUGGUGUUCCUCAGCUUUUAGCAGAACAGACUACAAGCGAAGGGCCGCGUUCUGAUGCUGAACGUGGUGAGUUAUCCACUAGUAUUUCACAAAGUCGUGACAUAUUAGACUCUUGUAGUAGCUUAGACAGUUUAGAAAGACCCAGUUUACCACCACCUGAUAAGCGGAAUGAAAGAGCUGUUGCUUACUUUGUUAAUUUGAAUGAAGGUACGAGAAAGGUUGGGCCUGCAGGUAGGGAUAUUAAAAAAGUGUUAGAGAAGAAACAAGACACUAGGGAGGCUAGAAAGUCUCACUUAUCUUCUACAAAAACACAAGCCAAGUCCACUUUGAAGCAGACACAAACAAAAUCACAGAUUCAGUAUGCAGCUGCUGGAAAAGUACGUACCUCAUCUCCAAGCACCGAGCCGAAAAGAAAACUUCCUAGUGUUAAGCCUACAGUACCAGCGUCAAUCAAACAGAAAAAGCAAUUGCCUGACAAAGAUGAAGUGUCAAAAGUUUCAUCCACUAAAAGUUUACAUAGCCGUCUAUCGUCCGAGGCACGGUCAGAGAGAUCUAUAAGUCCGCGUUCAACUACGGUCAAUGUUGGCUUAAGUGAAGACAAUUCGAACAGUCGCGCAACCACACCCAGACCCAGAAUACGCACUGAUGUAACAGCAAUACCAUACAAUGCCACACUAAGAACAUUCAGUCCGACAACCAGCCGACCAAAACCCGACUAUUCUCAUGUCACUAGCGUGUACGCGCAAACCAAAAAAUCUGAAAAGAAGGCUACCCCUAAGAAAACCAAAACAAAGACAAUCACCAAAUCUUCCGAUUCCGGCAGUGAAGAUGCUCAACGAAAGCGUUUGAUUACACCUACCUCAACUGUAAUGCACAGAUACAUGCAGCCAACACUGGCGCACAGCCUACGAUAUGGAAAUACACAAACCACACAGAUGUUAACCGACAUAGCCACACCGUUGACAGCAAGAUCACCUGUACCACCGUCGACGCAACCAAAAGGUAAGCAGUAUACAACUACUACAACUACUACUAAUACUGAUGCACCAAGACGCUAUGUACGCAACCUAUCCAAAGAAGAGAAAGUAUUCAAUUUUAAAAGUAGUUUGACGAAUUUAAAGAAAGACUCACUAUCUAAUAGUAAGGAAUCGAUAAAAAGCACUGAAAAACUGUAUCAUAGAAAAACUAAUGUAGAGAAAACUAAAACUAAAGCUGUGAUAGCACAUAGCGAACAAAUAACUGUAAAAGAAAUGCCUCCCAAAACAAGUAAGGAAAUGAGUAAUGUAUUGAAUAAGACAAAUCAAAGUAAAUUAAAGCACAAAAUUGACAGAGCAAAGGAAGCGAGAACCGCAAGAACACCCAGGAGUGUUACUCGGGACAGCUCAGAAGAGAAAAAGCUCAUAAACCGCACUGAGAAAACACAACAGCGAUCGAAAGUUCCCAUCAGCGUAUCUUCCAAUGUAGGUACUAGAAAAAAAGUUAAUACCACUAGAAGUGAUAGUAAAAUAACGGAUGUUAAAACUCGCAAAGACAAUAAGGAUAUGACAGCUACUGUUACAACUAAAACUGAACAAACGAAGCGAAGAACUACACAAACCAAGAAGAGUGAUGUAAAAGUACAAAAGAAGUUGAAGGAUUCAAUAAAUGAGUCCAGCAUGACUGGUAGUGGCAAUACCAGUGCCAGCGGCUCGCUCAGUAGCGUACGAAGAUAUACACGCGCCACUACAAAUAUAAAAAAAUUGGAUAAAGAAGUGGCAAAUUUGAGAUUAGCAGAUAAGUCUGCAACUACCACCUCUACAGGACACCACAAUUCCAUAGCGACUACAUCGAAAAUUUCCAAAAUGCCAGCCGUACCCGCUCGCACCACAGUGGUUAAAGUUCACCAAGAGCCUGUAGCGACCACUGCCAUUGUCAGCACAGUUAUAUUUGAUGAUGAUGCAGAAAUUACACGGUCAUUUAGAUCUACAGAGAGUACAAAAAGUUCUACCUCAUCUUCUGGCAGCAGAAAAGUGUUAACAAGUGAAGUUUUUACUAAGACAUUUGGGCAGGAUAAACCAUUCGAAGUGAUUUAUCGUCAACCGGACACUGAUAUAGAUACAACAUCGAUAAUACGCCCACCAUCAACAGAUCAACGCUGUGUUAAUGAGUUUGAUGUUAGUUUCAUUGAUACAACCGAUUCCAGUUUGUCCGAUUCAGUUGCAUUGCCAAUGUUUACUACGGAACAGGAUCGUCUAUUGGCCGCCAGUCCGGGUUCACCGAAACCAACACGUAGCCCCUUAGCUUUGAUAGAGGAAACAUUGCGUCGGCAACAAGCUGCCGGCUAUGCUAUGGAUCCAGCACUGCAGAUGCAAUUCGGUGCCUCGGGCAUACGAAUGGGUAGUAUUAGUCCGACAUCAUCGAGAAAUUCGAGGUCGGAGCAGAUUGAAACGCCAAAAGAAACUAUAGAAGAAAAACUUGUUUUGGAUGAAGACUCUUUCCGAAAUUUAGGCGAUGACGUUCAAGAACAUAAAAUUAGUGCCGAUGUCGAUGAUAAUGAAACACAAAAAUUAAUAGAUUUUAAUGAAGAUAUUGGUGACAAAGCAGAUAAAGAUACUGAUAAGAAAGAAGGAUAUGGUAUUCGAGAUACUCAUGCAGAUAAAGAUACUGACGAUGAUAAAGACAGUGAUGAUGACGACGACGACGAUGAUGAUGAUGAAGACAGAAGCAGAAAAGCUGGCGAUGCUGUUGUCGAUGAUUUCGGCGCCACCGUACGUAAAGAGGCUGCAGUGCUAAUUGACCAUGUACUGGAAGAGAGCAUUAAUAUUAUUAGCAGCCAACAACAACAACAACAGCAGCAACAAGAGCAGCAUGAGACAAAUGGUUAUGAUUCGCUUAGGCAAGAAUAUAAUUCAGAGAGUGAAAAUUAUGCUAUUACAUGCGAUGACAUUGGUGGCUUAGAUGUUGUCAAAUCACCAACCAUUGAAUCGAUGUCUGGCAAAUCAUUCGACGAUAAUAUGAGUUUCACCGACGAACAAUGGCAUUUCUCACAGCAACACACGCAAGUCACUACUGCAACCACAGGUGUUACAACCACAACAAUAACCACUACAACACAGCAACAACAACAACAACCAAUACAAUUGUCACAUGACUUGUUACAAUGCAAAGAUGACUUUGAAUCAAUGCCAACUGUAACAGAAAUUACGACAACACAAACGAUUACAACCUCCAGAGAGGCGACAAUACCUGGUGGUAGUGGUGGUGGUGGUGUUGGUGAUGAUGAUGGUGAUGAUGAUGGUGAUGCUGCGGCAAAAUUGAAGGCAAAAGAGGAUCCCACUGUUACAAAAUCGCGGCGAAUUGAUCACAAAUUCGAAAAGCUCACAACGCAUAUUGGCGACAUUGACGAACAAGCGUCAGCAUUCGAUGCUAAUUUUGACGCAAUGGUGCACGAUGAUGAGUUAAGUAAUUUACAAAGUGAAUUUUCGAAAAUGAGUUGGGAUGAUAGUGUGUCGCCGACAACAAACACUUUGGGCGAUAUCGGUCAAAAUACACCCGAUAAUGAUAUACAAGAUAUUGCAACAGAGACAGGCUUUGAGUUCGCUAAAUCAUCUGAAACCACCCCAGUACCCACUGGCGCUACAACAACAACUGCCCCAACUAGUUCCGAUGCAGAUGCCCCAACACCCAGACCUCGUGGCGCUGGCGCUAAACCAGCUUCACCAGUUAGAGAUAUUGUUGCCGGCGAUAUCGCACAGUGCCUCAAGAGUGAUGAUGCAACCAGCCUUCAGACAGACUCCGCUGAAAUCUUGUCAGAUUUAUCAUCAACUGCACCGGUACCAAAGCCACGCUUGCAAAUGAAGCCAACGGACUCUUUUAAAAACUUAGCUGCUUUGGCGAGCGAACAUUCGGAUAGCAUCAGUUUACGUAGUUUGGAUAUGACAGAAGAUCUAUCUAAAACCGAUGAACCGUCUACGGAAAUUUCUAUCAAGUCAUCACAUGCACGCGAUUAUCCUACGACUACAACUAUCACAACGACUACAACAGCUUCUGAAGAUCACACCGAGUCACUAGAACCCACAAGUGAGAUUUCAGUAGACGAUGCCGACACAGAAAAGUCCGAACUUGUCGAUGGUCGUGGGAAAACUAGUUUCUAUAUUGGCGAAUCGAGCCGAAAUAUUAUUGUCAAAACCACGCCUACAAAACCAGAUGGUGAUUUAGAUGCGUCUGAGGACACAACAGCAGCUGCAGAAAAUGUCGCUGAGGCUACUAUCGAGGCCAAGGAUAUAGCGUUAAUGAAGGAGGUUUCCGUCGAUUCGGAUGAAAGUAACGAUAUAUUUAAGGAAUAUGUGACAAUGAAGCGCGAAACAGGCGAAGCUGAAAGCAAAAUAGUGCGACAAGGUUCCGAAACCAGAAACGAUCUCUUGGAACAAGAACCGCUUAAGGAAAAGCCAACUGAUGAAGACAAAGUGUCUACUACUUUUAUGGUAACUGCAGAAAUUUCACAGCCUUUCGCGGAAGAAUUUGAAAACAUUUUAAAGAAACCAGAGGCAUUUGUUGAUGAUUCAUUAACCCCGAAAUCAGAGAAAUUCGAUUUGCAACUAGAAAAGAGCGAAUGGGAGACAGCGGAGAAAGAAAUUCCAGUGGAUGGUAAACCUAAGGUGGUGCACUCACCACAACAGCUGAGUGAGUUGCCAAAAGCUUUGAUUGAUGAAGAAAUGGUUGCCAGAACAUUGGAAGAAGCACAGGAGUCGUUGAACGCUGCAAAGAACGAACUGAAAUUCAUAGUUAAGGAUGGAAAAUCAAUUAAAGAAUCGCCAUCAGAAUUCGAGUUUCGUUCAAUAUCUCAGGCAUUCAGCAGCGCGGAGAAAAAGGAAAAAUCUAUGCCAGAAGCAGAUCCCACGCCAAAUGCGGCUCAACCGCAGGAGCGUGAAUUCGCGGAAAUGGCAGAUAUUUCUUCGUUUAUAGGUAUACCAGAUACUUUGAAAGAUACAACUGCACUCUCUGCAUUCGAGUCAGCAAAAGAAACAACUGAGUUACUCUUUGACGGAACAACAAAGGAAACUUUGAAUAAGGAAGCUGUUAUGGCACACUAUGCGCGUGAGAUUUUCGAAGAGGUCAAGCAAGAGGGUAAAGAUGAGCACGGCUCGUUGGGCUUCAUAUCAACCGGCACUGCAGACGAUUACAGUUCGAUGGAAGAGUAUGCAGCCAAGGAAGAACAUGCCUCCCUUGGUUUUGUAUCAACAGAAACUGUUGAAGACUUCAGUUCAAUGGAGGACUACUUUCAGGAAAAAAUGGCCAAGGCUAGCGUAGUAACUGUAGAGGGAGGACCAGUGAGAAAAUCACCAAUUGAAGAUACAACUGUCGGCAGCGCAACGGUUUUUUCGGAAAUAAGUUCCGAACAAACAAUGAAACCAUUCGAGCAGGUAACACAUCGCAUUAAGUCAGAAAGCAGCUCAACUGAUUCCACAAACAGAUGGUCCGUACCGGAAAUUGAUCAGUCCAGUUCAAGUGAAAGCUAUUAUAAGAGUUUGGAUAAGAACGACAGCCGUCCACUGUCGUCAGAUGUAGACAACUUAUUGACGCAGGGGAAUUCCUCGGAAUAUCAAACUGCAUUGGACAUGUCUUCAGUAACGCGCGAAACUACUGAAUAUGUUAGCGCCGUUAGCACACUCCAAAGCAGCAGUGGCAAGACCAUAAGCUCACACGAAAGCAUGAAAAGUUUAGAUUCGCAAUCGGAGACAUCCGCGAAUUUGGGUAGUAUUGAUGUAUCGGAAUUAUCGGAAACUUUGGUGGCAUCCUCCACAGAACCAGAUGCCUUAGAAGCUGAGGAAUUGGCACGUAUACGCGAUUUGCGCGCUGAUGAUGAGGACAGCGAUGACAGCCUAGAAAUACAAGACUACGCCAAAAGCGAACAGCAAAUGCAAAGGUCAUUGAUGAAACGUUCACAAGAAAUGAUAUUUAAACCAAAGCCAGAGGAGAGUAAAACCGAGGAGCAGCAAUUCGAAACAGUUACUGUCGAAGAGUUUCCUAAACCUAAGGAAGUUGAGAGAACAUGGGGUUUGGCUUAUCCCGUAGAUGAAGGAAAACUAGACGAUGUAAGAGAGCCCGAACGGCCCGAAGAUAUUUUACUUUAUCAUGGCGAUAUAAGACGUUCCAUUGACGAUUCCAAGCUAGCAUCAAGUUUAGAUGAAGGUAGCAUACUUUCGGUCAGCAUGUCGAGUACAUCGAAUAUAGAGACUGUGGUAGAGAACUUCGAGGAUAUGAUUGGCUCGGCCGGUUCUUCUUCCCUCACUGGCAUUGAGGCUUUCGGCUUCCCACACGAUGAACAGCCAUCCUCCUUUUACGAGCAUGAGGAAACAUUUAGUAUGGAAAUGGAAAGCAAGGAACAUUCCCCACCAGAUUCAGCAGCCACAACACCACCCGGCGAGGCACGCAAGCGUGGGCACAGGCGUAGUGAAAGCACCGCAAUCACUGGAGAUGUUUUAAAGUCUAUAACUGAUAAAGAGCUGCCAGUUUUGGGCGAAAAUAAGGAAUCCGAAAGUGAGUCCGACACAGAUCCAUACGAAUCCGAAUAUACCAGACAGUUUCGGUCGCCAAGCGAACGCAAAAACAACAAAAAGAAGAAACAGGCAGCUGCCGAAAUGGAUCAUAGCUUCGAGCUCGAAAAGCGUCCUUUCACACCGUCACAACUUGUCGCCGAAGUGAUAGUAGAGGACAGCGCCACUGAGGAGAUGGAAGCCGAAGCCAUUGAGGAAGAACGCCGACCAUCGCAAAAUAUGCAAGACUAUUCAGUAAUACCAGACAUAACAGUAACUGAAGACUUUCAAAAAUCGCCAAGCCUCGAGGAAACCGCUGAAGGUUUCGAAGAGAAGUCCUUAUAUAAAGUAAAAACUCAAGAAGAGCUACACAAGGCCGCUGAUGUACCGCUGCAUGAGCAGAAACGUGCGGAAAAAAGUGAGGAAACAUUUCAAAAACUAGUACAGGAGCAAUAUAAGCAGAAGUUGGCGGAUUUGCAGCGUCCACAAGUUGGCGAUAGUGAUUAUGAUGAUGAUAAGGCACCAGACUCGCCAGAUUCAUUUGAAAUGGUUGACCAACCUGAUAUUUCCGAUGAUUUUGUGAUUAUCGAAGAGGUAGCUAAAGAAGCCAACGAAGUGGAUUUAGGUGCGAAAAGCAUUCAAAUUCAGCCCACAAAAUACGAAUCCAAGCAUGAUGAGGACGUUGAGAAAAUUAUCAUAAAAUCAGCACCAGCCGAUCCCAAAUUAGGCUCACAAAUAUUCCGUGAUGAUCUUAAUUUCGAGUUCGAGGAAAGUCCGCCGACUGCGGGUAGUAGCAGCGAUCCACAGGAGGAGAGUGACUCCGGCGACAUGGCUACUUCAAAUAAACGCUGGGUAGAAAUGCAACUCACAGACACGCAAUUGCGCUAUCCCUACGAUAUCACUGGUGGCGUGUUGGAAGACAUCAAAGAAGAGGAUGGCGAAUUCGAAGUGGGUAGUAGCCGCAUUAGCAGUUUCAAAGACUCCUUUUCCAGCACACCGGAGUACGACGUCAUGGCUGCAAGGCGAUACUAUGCACGCGGUGAACACGAUGAUGUUUCGAUGAGUAGUUUGCAAGAAUUCGAGUCGCUCGAGCAGGCUAUUUCAUUGGAGAACCGCAACAAAACGCAUCAGGGUUCAACGGACUCCAGCAAUGGUAGUUUCACGCGGCGCUAUAUGGUGCGCCACAGUGGCAGUGGCACAGCACAAGGCGAUGAUAUAUCCAUCUCAAGUCUCAAAGAAUUCGAAGGCUUGGAGAAUGCCUGCAUAGAAGCGCAUUUGAUUGAAAUCAAGGCAAAAGAAGAAGCCGCACUACUCUCGCGCUCCGAUGACUCGAACAAAUCGAAUGACAGCGAUCGGGAAAAUGGUGCAAGCGCUGUUGUUGUAAGCAAAGUGACACGCACUGUAACACGCACUGAAAUGCUGCCGGCACAGCAGCAAAACAUUGAAGCGCUGCUCAAGCAAAAGCUCGAAGAAUGUGAAGGCAGAGAUUCACUGGUUAAAAUUGCGGAGGUGUCAACUGAACCGUUGGAGGCGAAAAUAAAGCUCGAUAAGCAGGAUUCGGAAAAGGGAAGCGUAGACAGUUUGGAGAUUAACAAAAGUCUCGAUAUGCGCUCGAGCAGUAUUGGUAGUUUUGAAAUUUCAAAAGACGCCACCACACGUUCGGAUAUAGACUCACUGGAAACUGAUCGUAAACAACCAACACGCGAAGAAAGCAUCGAUUCCAUGGAAAAUGAGCAGUUUGAUUUAUUGGCAAGAUUUCCAAUAGCUGGAGAAACUACACUAGGCGAAGGUCUGACAACAACUACAACAACCACUACGACUACCACAGAUGCAGAGGGUCAUGAGCAUAUCGUUACGCAGACCGUAACCACAACAACAAGCACCAGUGGCAAUAUAACGCUAGAAUUCCCCAGCGAGCAACUACCCAAGGAUGUAUCGACCGACUCACUUUGCAUUGAACAAACCAAUACCAGUUCGGCGGGCACAACUGCCACCUAUCAGACCAGCGCCGGCAAUUCACAAAUGUCUGGCAGCGUAACAAGUUGUGCAUCGAGUACACUCAUGGAGGACUCCUAUCCUGGAGCGCACUCCAGCUUGACAUCUAGUAGCUUUUGGUCUCAUGAAGAAUCAACGGUUGUGGAAGAUAAGAAUGUCUUAGAAGAAGUGCUGCUCGAAGAUGCUGAAGCGCUGAAACGUCGACAAGUACAGCAAAGAUCAGAUUACGAUGAUCAACAUUAAACGAUGCUCGACAGAGAUGUGAGAGAGAGAGAGAAAGUGAGAUAGAAGAGAAAAAACUAGCAUUAAACUUCACGCAUAAAUAAAAUACAUUCUUAAGGGAUUACAAGCUUUUUAUACAUACAUCAGUGGUUAGAUUUAAAUAAAUAAAUGAAAAUUCAUGCUUCGUUAAUGGUGAACCAACAUCGCCAAAGGCUGGGAGAUUUCGAUUAACAAAAAUAUACAUACAUAUUUACAUACUGCAUACUUCAAAUACAUUCCCUAUACUUAGUAAACUGAUACAUUGCAUUUUAAAAAUUAUCGACGCAUCGAAAUUUAUGAAAUACACGGUGAACUAUGAACUAUGUAAUUCCAGUCUUCACUUAAAACACGUUUUUUUAGUAAAACCAAAAAAAAAAAAAUGAUAAGCAUUAUCAAAAAUAUGAAUCCACACAAAUACCAACGCGUUUGCCAUGCGAACUAGUUAUUGUUAAAUAAAAUUUGUUUUGGGUAGAUAACAAAUUAUCCUGUAUAUUUUGGCUUAAAAGUAAAUGUGACCCUUUAAGUGUCUAUUAUCUAUAAAAUGUAAUGACUUUCGUUAAUUGGCUUUAACCUUUCAAAUGUAUCCGAACUUCUUAGAAAACCUAUGCACUAAAUAUGUAUGUCGUUAAGUUAAUUGUGUGUACUGUACUUUUUUAAGAACUAUCAACAAUUUUCUACAUUACAUUGAUACAUUGAUUAAAACAAAUGUGAAACGCGGUUAAAGAUAUUAUUUAUUGUGUUAGUGUGGAAAUUUUGCGAGGCAGUAGUUUAGCGGUCGCUGUAAAGAAUUUAAUAUUUUUUAAAAAUGAUUUAAAUACACUAGUCAGUCGUAUGUAGUAGUUUAGUUUAAGCAGCUUCAAUGGGAUACAUGCAUACAUAUUUGCUUGAAAACGUGUAUGAUGCCUUAACAAAUAUGCAAAAAAAAAUAUAUUAAAUAAAUAAAAAAAAUGUUUAAAAUAAAAAAAAUAUAUAACAUGCUUUUAAAGUGACUUUGUCUUUUUCAUUUUUUAAUCCAAAGGAGCAAAUAAAGCCUAAGCAUUUUAAUAAUUUAUAUUUAAUAUUUACAUUAAACUUAACUUAAGUACAAUAUUGAAAAUAUUUAUGUAAUAAAGCACAUACAUCCAUCAAAAGAAAUAAUAGCAAGCAUACCAAAAGUAAAAUGCAAGCAUGUAUUACCAUUUAUUAUUAGUCGAAAACUUAUUGCAAAGUAAAUAUUAAUACAAAACAAAAUGCAUUUCCUAUCAGUGCAUGAGAGGACACAGCAUAAAUGUGUAUUUGUAAUGCAACACACAUGCCUACGAUUAACCAAAUAAAAGCUUAAUCAUAUAAAAA
This is a messenger RNA of Rhagoletis zephyria (snowberry fruit fly), 11797 nucleotides long. Its product is annotated as platelet binding protein GspB-like. The record is from RefSeq and is a predicted model, not a curated record. NCBI's taxonomy places the organism in Eukaryota, Metazoa, Arthropoda, Insecta, Diptera, Tephritidae.